AUGGAUCCGAGUAUCCAACGUGCCUUGAAUGACAAGCUUUAUGAUAAGCGGAAGGGGGGCGCUUUAGACCUCGAGCGCGUCAUUCGAGAUCUGGUUGCAAACAAAGAUUUUGAUAGGAUCAAGAAAAUAAUCCAGCAGCUCUGCAACGAUUACGCUUAUGCCGUGCAUCAGCCCCAUGCUAGAAAUGGAGGCCUUAUCGGUCUUGCAGCCGCCGCUAUUGCAUUAGGACCAGAUUUGGCACGUUAUUUGGAUGAGAUCGUGCCCCCAGUGCUUGCUUGCUUUACUGAUCAGGACGCUCGCGUCCGCUACUACGCAUGCGAGAGCAUGUAUAAUAUUUCCAAGCUCGGUGCAGACUCUGAACUCUCCGUCAAAAAUGGAGCGGAGCUUUUGGAUCGUUUGAUAAAAGAUAUAGUUUCUGAGUCUGCAGCUACAUACGUCUCAGUGCUACAUACUCCGGAUGAUACAUCUGAAGAGUUUGUUGAACCUCCAACGGCAUUCUCUCUUGCUCGAUUUAUUCCCCUUCUCAAAGAGCGCAUAUACGUGAUCAAUCCGUUCACUCGUACCUUCUUAGUAGGGUGGAUUACACUACUAGACUCCAUUCCUGAUUUGGAACUUGUGUCCUAUUUACCUGAGUUUCUGGGUGGCCUCUUCAAGUUCCUUAGUGAUCCAAACCGGGAUGUUCACGUUGCUACACAAGGAGCUCUAGAGAGGUUUCUGAAUGAGAUCAAGCGCAUCUCACGUAUCAAGAAAGGCAUCGAAGAAAGCCGGAAAUCGCGGAGUGAAGGUAAACGGAAGCGAUCUGGCUCUAUGGACAGCGAGGGUUCUACGGUCCCUGCACAAGGCGAAGAUGACGAUUCAGUAGCUACUCCUGACGACAAGGAUGUUAGUAGUGAUGACGAUUGGGUCCCGGGUCAAGAUGUGCAGGUAAAUCACAAAGAGAUCCUUGAGAUAUUGACAGCAAAUCUCGACUCACCGCUUGAAGAGGAUACACUGUUAGAGUCAUUGAGAUGGAUAGUCGAGUUUCUCGACAUUUGUCCAGAAGAGGUGCUACCCUUUGCACCCAAGAUCUUAGCCCAUCUUCUCCCUGCUAUGGCCAGCGGUGUAGAAACCAUCCGUCAAGCAGCUGCGCGAGUAAACACAUCACUGAUGGACUACGUGGUAUCCCUUUCUGAUGAUGGUGCUCCUUCGGAAGCUCCUGUUGCCGCUUCAUCAAGAACUCCUACCUCGGUCACAAAGGAAAAUUCAAACGAGCGUAGAGAUUCUUCUACCACCGCUCGUGCUUCUACCUCAGGAUCUCGAGAAUUGGAGGCCGAGGCCCCCGUCCCAGCUCCACCACACAGCAAAGCCCCGACACCAACAUCACCCCCUCAGCCUCAGGUCGACCUUGACUACGCUGCUGCAGUUAACUCUUUGACCCUAUUAUUCUUAAACGACCACGAAGCUACUAGAGUUGCUGCCCUGACUUGGUUACUUAUGUUGCACAGAAAGGCUCCCAGAAAAGUGCUCGCAUUCAACGAUGGUACCUUUCCGGCUCUCCUCAAAACACUUUCGGAUCCUGCGGAAGCGGUUGUCACAAGAGACUUGCAACUCCUCUCUCAGAUAUCAAGGAAUAGCGGAGAUGAUUACUUCACGUCCUUCAUGGAAAACCUCCUCCAGUUAUUCUCUACGGACAGAAAGCUUUUGAAGAUGCGAGGAAACUUAAUUAUUCGGCAGCUUUGUGUCAGCCUCAGCGCCGAACGCAUUUAUCGCACACUUGCAGACUGCAUCGAGAAAGAAGAGGAUCUCGAAUUUGCCAGCAUCAUGGUACAAAAUCUUAACAAUAAUCUCAUUACAGCACCAGAGCUAGCUGAGCUGCGCAAAAGACUCCGCAAUCUUGAGACUAAGGAUGGCCAAACUUUCUUCGUCUCGCUCUUUAGGUCCUGGUGCUACAACGCCGUCGCUACUUUCUCUUUGUGUCUCUUGGCCCAAGCAUACGAACAAGCAUAUAACCUUCUCCAGAUAUUUGCUGAACUCGAGAUGACGGUCAAUAUGCUUAUUCAGAUCGAUAAACUAGUUCAAUUGCUAGAAUCUCCCGUUUUUACUUAUCUUCGACUCCAGUUGUUAGAACCAGAGAAAUACCCACAUCUCUACAAAUGCUUAUAUGGGCUUCUGAUGCUUCUUCCCCAGUCGUCUGCAUUUGCAGCGCUAAAGAACAGACUGAAUAGUGUGAGCGCUAUAGGCUACCUGCAUAUCGCACCUCGAGCCGCACCAUCCAAUGCCGGCCCUUCGAACUUCGACCGAUCGAGUAGAUUAAAGGGGAGAGACGAGGGAGGUAUCCGUUGGAAUGAACUACUAGAGAAGUUCAGGAGUGUUCAGGAAAGAGCGCGGAGAUCGCAGCAACCAGGGGGGAACUUCGAUGAUGGCCUUGAUGGACGUGCUGGAGAAUCCUUGGAUUCAAGGGCCUUCAAAGAUUUGGCGCAUUUACCAGGACCCCCAUUGCCGGUGAAAGAUACGCCUGCGGCACCAGCAGCACAAGCACAUAAAUCGAAGAAUAGUCUUGGGAAGUUCGGACGAUUGGGUGGCGUGUCAGGUGGUCGGCCCAAGAGAUGA
Messenger RNA from Amorphotheca resinae ATCC 22711, 2589 nucleotides. RefSeq lists its product as hypothetical. Gene Ontology annotation, cellular component: PAS complex; endosome membrane; fungal-type vacuole membrane. Gene Ontology annotation, biological process: phosphatidylinositol biosynthetic process; positive regulation of kinase activity. The record is from RefSeq and is a predicted model, not a curated record. The transcript has 9 exons. NCBI's taxonomy places the organism in Eukaryota, Fungi, Ascomycota, Leotiomycetes, Helotiales, Amorphothecaceae. The coding region runs from base 1 to 2589 and encodes 862 amino acids.